Messenger RNA from Andrographis paniculata, 733 nucleotides. Its product is annotated as pathogenesis-related protein PR-1-like. The record is from RefSeq and is a predicted model, not a curated record. Lineage: Eukaryota; Viridiplantae; Streptophyta; Magnoliopsida; Lamiales; Acanthaceae. The transcript has 2 exons. Bases 80 to 733 code for a protein of 217 amino acids.
CAAUAGCAGAACCUGGGAUGACUGGGAGAUGGAGGAGACAAUAUUAUGCGAAAGAAUUUUUGGUCACUAACCUGCAAUAAUGAUGGCAAAUUUUCACGGGGAAUCUAGAAUAUUCCGUUUCUUGAUCGCGGCGGCGGCCUUGGUUGGUACGGCGGCGGCGACUGUGAUCCACCCCAUUCCGAGAGAGAGCCUGCGGAAGCGAGAGCCUCUGCCUUUGCCUCCCCUCCUGCCACCGCCGUUCGUGCCGAAAUUCGACUACGAGCAACGCGAAUUCGUGAAGGCGCACAACGACCUGAGACGAACCGUCAACACGCCGCCGCUCAUCUGGAGCGCCGAGCUGACUGCAUCGGCGCAGGCAUGGGCGCAGCUGCGACGUGAGGACUGCAAUUAUCGCCUGCACUCGCCGAACCGGCAUGGCGAGAACAUCUUCUACAUGGAGUACAAGGAUUUCACCCCGACAGAAAUCGUGCAACGGUGGUUCAACGAAUCAAGGUUUUACGACAGCACAAAUGAUGCGUGUCGAUGUAACCCCCCAAUGGAGAGCUGUGAAUGCCGUCAUUACCUGGCGAUCGUGUGGUCGACCACCCGACAGAUAGGCUGCAGCAGCGCCGUGUACUGUGACGCGCAGAAGGGCAUUAUAGUCGUCUGCCAAUACGAUCCACCUGGAUUGGACAUUAAUAUCAAUCCCUUCACCGGCGCUCCAAUUGCUAGGAAACCUGCAUUUCCAGCUUGA